AUGGAUACCUCUUCGUCAACGUCCAAGGUCACAGUAACCUACUGGGACCCCUUCAGUCUCUAUCCUCUGAUAUCUUCCGACCUCCGUUCCCGCCUCCCUUUGCGAAACCUACAUUGGAAAGCGCCUGCCCGCCCACUGCGCUCCAUCAAUUCCCUCCACGUAGAGCUCAACCCAUCCCCUUCAUCUCCAGCAUUCGGGUCUUCACACGACCUUACUCGUGUCAAGAGCUCCGAGUCUUCGCGUUCCGUGGAUUCUACCGUCCGUUCGGCCUCGAAACCCUCUGCGCCCCAAAAGGAACGUCGACACCAGAUUCCUGGCUUGCGGAAUACCCCAUAUCUCAAGAUAUUUUUGCUUAGAUGCGAUGAUAACGAUACUUACAAAAACACCUCGCGGAAACUUCUCCGCGAAUGGGUUUCCGAACACACAGCUAGCUCAUCCAACGAGAACAAGCAGCAUGAUGCAUUCGAGUGGCUUAUUAUCCAUGUAGUCCUACCUAAUACAUCGGCAGCACUCCAGCCCCGAUCUUCAUCAUCUGCAUCAAAUGCCACCGGCAGCUCUCGUUGGAUGAAAGGCAGCACAACUCUUUUAGACAAAAUUAGGGGUGAUUUUAAUUUAAACACCAGCAAAAAAGAUAGAAUUGUCCAGAUUAGAAUAUCCCCCACACAUCCAGCACUGGCCACUCUAAGCCCUCCGGUAUUGGUGGGAAAUCAAAUAGUUCCAAUUCCUGAAACUCCGACUGAAAGCGAAAUGGCAUGGCUGGAUCUUAUUGCCAAGUUUAAAACUCAAAUCCUUGCUAGUUUUGACGCAAGAGUUAGCCAAUAUGAGGACGACAUUCGAGAGAAGGAUAGCCAAAGAAGACUGCCUGGUUGGAACUUUUGCACAUUUUUCGUGUUAAAAGAAGGUCUUGCUAGGGCCUUUGAGUCUGUUGGCUUGGUAGAGGAUGCUUUGGUACUUUAUGAUGAAUUAGGUUUUGGUCUUGACGCAAUUGCGCGGGAUCAAGAGCAAAAAGAAAAAGGCGAAUCUAGCCCGGAUGAUGUUGUAGGGGGCAAAUUUGUUGGAUGGACAAAGGAGAGCAUUUGGUGGAUUGAAAAGGCUAGAAACAGACGGGCUGCUCGUCGUGGAGGGAAGGAUGACGAAGAACAGGAAGAUGUUGAUGAAGGAAACCCCCUGGGCACAGAAAGGAAACAUUACAGGGAGUUAAUCUUAUCAAACGAAAUCUCGCUGUUUGACUUCAAAUGUUAUCUAUUUGCACGGCAAUCUACACUAUUGCUCCGACUGGGUAAAGGCCAUAACAUCGGAUUAGAUAUUGGUUCACCAGGCACUGCAUCAGGAACGUUUUCUCUUCACGAGGCUGCAGCCGCGGCGGUUGGCAAGCCAGAAGAGGAUUUAACUAGGUUGGCAGAGGUCUGUAAACGUGGUCUGGAAUUCGUUACUAGCGUGGCUAGAGCUUUGCGGGCCGAUCUAUGGACCGCAUAUCACUCUUCUUCAGAAGAGAAGCCCGACGAAAGCGAAGACAAUGUUAGCUGGAUGGUUGACAAUAUUGUUUCGUCCUGGAUAUUCGCUGUUUGUGAACAGCUAUUGAAUCAAACGGCAACUUCCAUACUUGCGGAAGGUUCUCUUGCAUCCCCGACAGACUCAGUUUCCGGGAAAUUCCCACGAAGAACUAGUAGCCUGCCUCCCACACCAAGCUCCGAAACCACUUCCUUUGGACAGACCCCUCAGGGGUCUAUAUCAGGAUUGGAAGACCUUGCAGCAGUUCGCGCAGACUUAAUGCUUCUAGCACGUGGCGUUGUGGAGACAUUCGGAAAAAGGAAGGGAUGGAUCGGUAGUCUAGGGUGGUUUUUCCUUCCUGAAGUGGAGCGGGGCGAAGCUGAGCUUAAAAUGGAGGAAGUGAGAUUGGAUGACGAUAGAGAUAUGCCCCAAACUAAAGCGGCCUCCGAAAAGAAUAUAAUAAAUAGCUGGGGUGUGGAGGGAAUCCGAAAUGCGACUUUGAGAAGGGUUAUUGAAGGCGACAGAAAGGAGGAAUUUUACAAGAUAUUUGAAGAUUUGAGCGAGAAAGCCAUGACAAACUUUGGGCUAGCUAAAAGGGUUAAGAGCUGCGAGAGGGUUGAGGCAGAUUUGGCAGCUUUAAGAUUUCAUUUGAAAGACUAUGCUAGAGCAGCUAGCCAUCUCGAAAAAAUGACAAAAUUUUAUGCUGAUCAAGGCUGGGGUCUGAUUGAAACGACGUUACUAGGAAUGUACGCCAAAUGCCUAAAAGAGAUGGAUCGUAAAGAGGAGUACGUCAUGGUGCUUAUGAAGCUUCUUACUAAAAGCUCUGCAGCAGAAAGGGUACGUCUACGGCGUCGAGGGAUAGAAUCGCUCGAGAAUGAGCUUGCAGAAAAACCGGGUUCCCUCGACAAUCACGUUCUAGAAGAAGAAGCUGCUGUCAUAGGCUAUGUCGAUAGCAUUGUUGAAUUAUCUAGAGGUAAUGCUAAAGAAAUAUCCGCACCUAUGUCUAACUUCUGGAGCGACAUUACUGUCGAUCCAUAUCCUCGACAUAUGAUCGAUAGAGAUGGAUUUGAAGUCGUGGUAAAGAUGAGGUAUCUUUUAAAGGAGGAAAUGCGGGUGGAGAAAAUUAGGGUCAGGAUUGUGAAUACAGUUGGGCAGGUCAAAGAGGUGUGGAUGGAAACCAAAGAGCCUACGAUAAUGAAGAAAGGAAUCGUGCGAGCUUUGGUUAGAACGAAUGCCACGGUGCCAGGAACCUAUAUGGCGGAUCGAAUUAUCGUCACUGCGAAUAAGCUUACUUUUUUGCAUGAGUUGACGCCCAAGUCGUCCCCGGUUACUCCAGCAGGCCUUCCGUCAAAUUCUGGGGUAGCCGUCACUACCGCUAAGAAACUAAAGCUAUCAUUCUUUCCCGCACCCCGGAAUUUAUUAGUAAGAUUGGAGGUACCGAAGGAAAUCAACCUUGACCACCCUAAGGCAACGGAGAUUGUACUUGACCCUGGGGAGAACGAAGUGCUCAAAGGAGAGCUGAGGGUUCGUUCUGCCACAGCCGGAUUGAGACUUAUGACAGCCGACCUUAAGGUUCUCGAAGGGGAGGGUAUGGUUGAUACAAACGGAAAGCCGGGGGUCGUUUUGUUCGGUAACAUGGGGAAAGGGCGGAAGAUUCGAUUGAGAGUUCCCUACACUAGCGAAAACGAUUUGACUGAAUUAUCAGUGAAAGUUGAGAUUGACUAUACUACAGUAACCGGCGAUUUUUUCUUCGCGGACAAGCUUAGUAUCGCCGUGAUCCUGCCACUUGCGGUGAAUGUUCAAGAUGUUUUUAAGCCCGGAUCACUGUUCUCCAAAUUCCAGGUCUCGACGGCAAAUCCUGAAAUGCCUUUACGCAUCCUGAAAGCAACUUUAGAAGGAUCAGACAGUUUUGAGGCUAAGAGUGGGCAAGGGACCGAAGGAUCCAUGGUCGUUUUUGCAAAGCAGCCGGCAUCAUUCACGUAUAAAAUCACCAGGAAGGGGCCCAAAGAAUCGCAAAAAGAGCAGCCUUUAGCUUUGAUUAUUAAAUACCGAACCAUAGAUGAAGAAAUUAUUCAAUCUGCCCGAUCUACCUUCGCAUCGCAGCUUCAAGCUGCUGGGAAGGGGAAAUACAUGCAUUGGCUUCAGCCUAUACUAAUUUCUCAACUCCAAAAAAGACAUCUGCUAGAGUUAGAAGCAACGGCAUUAUUGGGCGAAGUCCGCCUAGGCACUUAUGAAGAAUAUGGGUGGGAGGAGGCUCUGGAUGGUAUUACUCCAACACACGGAGAAAGGGAACAGAUGGAGCAUUGGUUGAAAGAGUUUUAUAAGAAAAAUGCAAUAAUACAGCUUAGCUCGGCUUUCGAGGAUCCCGAAACGGAACCCAUUACACGUUUGGUAGUGAUCCCUGUCGAGGUUCCACAACUGCAAGUCAUACACACCGUAGAAAUCAACAUACUCUCAGAUGCCAACUCUAAAUCCCUUUCAACACCAUAUACACCUCAGAUGGUAGCUGUGGGACAAGCUAUCCCUGCAGAAUUAGUAAUUCGUCACUCUAGAGCUUGGAACGCUGUAUAUGCUAAGGACGAGGAGAUUGACGUGGGGGAUGAAGAACUGGAGUUCUUUUAUGAAGUUCAAAAUAACCUAGAGGUAUGGCUGGUAUCUGGGCGAAAAAGAUCCCAUUUCACUGCAAAGGAAGGGCAAAUCCAUCGUUUCCCUAUACUUCUGGUCCCGCUCAAAGCAGGAAAUUUAUUACUCCCCAACGUGGAGGUUAAACAAUACGUCCCAGUACAGCAACAAUCUGAGACAACAGGAAUCAUCAGUUCAGAAACAGACUAUAGAAGCAACGGAGAAUGCGUUCUAGUAUUGCCGGAUGUGAGAAGUACGACAGUCAAGAUCGACUCGAGUUUUGGCAGCGAGGAGGGAUUCAGGAGCCCGGCUUCUGUGCGGGCAUAA
Morchella sextelata is the source of this 4440-nucleotide messenger RNA. RefSeq lists its product as uncharacterized. Bases 1 to 4440 code for a protein of 1479 amino acids. The record is from RefSeq and is a predicted model, not a curated record. Gene Ontology annotation, biological process: intra-Golgi vesicle-mediated transport; early endosome to Golgi transport. The transcript is spliced from 7 exons. Gene Ontology annotation, cellular component: TRAPPII protein complex. NCBI's taxonomy places the organism in Eukaryota, Fungi, Ascomycota, Pezizomycetes, Pezizales, Morchellaceae.